Messenger RNA from Lichtheimia ornata, 1923 nucleotides. RefSeq lists its product as uncharacterized. The transcript has 8 exons. Bases 1 to 1923 code for a protein of 640 amino acids. The record is from RefSeq and is a predicted model, not a curated record. Lineage: Eukaryota; Fungi; Mucoromycota; Mucoromycetes; Mucorales; Lichtheimiaceae. Gene Ontology annotation, cellular component: mitochondrial outer membrane.
AUGGCUACCUUUGUUCACGAGCAUGUCAACCAAUUGAACAAUGCCUUGUCCACCGUCUUCCAAGAUUGUGCCGAGCUACACCAGAACGGGAAUGUCUCCAUGACAAGCGAGGGGGAUCAGAAGAAAGUGUCCUUGUUACUUGCCAGCCAAGCGAUCGAUCUCUCGCGAAAGAACGCGUUACCAGACCUGGAAAUGAUCAAGCGGUACCUGGAUCAGUACCUGAAGGAAAGCGACAUGCCUCGUGAAUCAGCAAUGGAGUGGUUGUUCGUUACAAAGUGCAUGGUUGCUAUCUAUGGUGUGCUUGUCGACACGGUGCUCAACUCGACACUUCCGCUUUCCGAGUCUGUCCAAUAUUGGAAUGAUAUCUACGGCAGCUCUUUCAACGAAGCUUAUUAUGCACUUGCAACUGCUCCUUGGCGCCUUACCACCUUGGUCACCAACACGAUCCACGCCAUGCAAGAAACCCAGAUGGGAUUGGCUCCGCUCCUAAGAUCGCCCGAACACAUCUUGACAAGCUUGUUUCCUCAACGUAGCGACAUGCGCCAGGAUAGCAUCGCCAACAUCAAACCUGUAAAAAAUGGAAGAAUGCAUCGGGUCUUUGAUCUCUUCUCAUCUCACCGCCCUUGGAUCGCACAAUUAAUCCACCAAGAAGUCGGCCUUAAGAAAAAGACGUUGGAUCAGCUGCGUACACAGCAAGCAACACGACUCGGCCUUUUGAUCAAAAUGGGUCCUCAAUUCCAAGACAAUGAUGUAUCUCACCAAGUUCGAAAGUGUGUGCGUUUGAUGGAGUUGGUCGUUGAGCCCUUUGCAAAAGGAUCCGAUGUUGUGCCAGAGGAUACACAUGUGGAUGUACAAGCAACCAUCGAUGCUUUGAAUGCACCCAUGGCUACCACGGAUGAUACCAGCAAUGAUCCCAAGCAUGUUGCAAAACAACUUGUCGCCUUGCUCGAACAUUUGGAUGUAUGCGGCACUCACAUGCACCAAGCCUAUGCACAAUACCAGCCUCCAUCCACCCUUGUACGAUAUUGGAUCCCAUGCUUGGUUACCUUUGUUGCUGGCCAAAUGACAAUUCGCUACGUAUUCAACAGAAAAGAAGCCAUCAUUGCAUGGUGUCAAGAGCUGGGAACGACAUUGAAGGAUUUUGCUAUCAAUUGGAUUUGGGAGCCUGUGCUUCGCGUAUGGGAUACCAUUCGUCUCAAGGAUGAAAGAUUGGGUGUGCUCAGCAAAGAAGGAUUGCGUAGUGAUGUGGAUUCUUUGGAACGAAUGGUAUUGGCAUUUGCACGAGAUCACUAUCAACUUUCACCCAAUGAUGCGGAGCAAUUGAUGACCAAAGUGAGAGAUGGCGACUUGUCUGUGGUUCUCAAGGCUUACGAGAAGGAAAUCAAGAAUCCCAUAAAGAACGCAAUUGCUGGUGAUCUUAUCCAGACACUUUUGAUCCAAGUACAAAAGACCAAAGUCGAUGUUGAUCUUGCUAUGGCUGCAUUGGACAAGCUUCUCAAAUCAAACGAGCUCAACUUUGCAUUCCUCGCUGUGGCGCCAUCCAUGCUGCUCACAUGGGCAUCGUUUUCGUGGAUCAAGUCUCUCUUCCAGCGACGUACCAGCCAAGUAGGAAAAGCAGGUGAACCCAUACGUGAAACAAUGAGACGAGUGGAGCGCUUGUUUGAUCUUGCGUUAACCGAGAAAUAUGGCAAGGACCAAUUGGGAUGUGAGAGCCAAGGUAUCUUAUUGUGCGAAGUGCAUUUAUUGAGGAUAUACGCAUUCCAACUACCUCGACGAAGAUCGAUACGGGACCACUUUAUGGAAGACUUGCGUGAUUUGGAGGAUGCUCGAUUAUCAGUUGCGCAAAAGCUGGGUGUCAUUACUCGUAUGCAUCGAUCAUGGGAUUUCCUACAACCUAGAUAUGCUUUUCAAGGCCAAAAAUAA